AUGAACGUACUUGGCUCGUUUGCCAAAAAAGUCGGAACUGUUGCCAUUGUUUAUUUGCUUGGGUAUUUUCAAUUUAGUGUUGCUUGGUUAAUUGGUCCAGUUAUUUUUUCUGUUAUUCGAGAUGAAUGGAAAAAAGAAAAAGAACUUAAAAGAACAAUCGCAAAAGCAGCUGCUAUGUGUAAUGAAAAAGAAGUCAUUUUGGCUCGAGUUGAUGACUUGCCCUCAUGGGUAUUUUUCCCCGAUGUGGAACGAGCAGAAUGGAUAAAUAAAAUACUUCGGCAGGUUUGGCCAAAUGUAAAUCAUUAUGCUAAAAAUUUAAUUAAAGACACAAUCGAACCAGCUGUUGCUGAAAGUUUGGCAUCGUAUAAACUUAACGGUUUUCAAUUUCAAAAAAUGCUUUUGGGUUCCAUUCCUCCCAGGAUCGGAGGUGUAAAAGUAUAUGAUAAAAAUGUAUCCAGAAAUGAAAUAUUAAUGGAUUUGGAUGUUUUCUAUGCUGGCGAUUGUGACAUUUCAUUUUCUCUUGCUGGAGUUACCGGUAGUGGCAUAAAAGAUUUUCAAAUUCACGGAAUGGUUCGAGUCGUUAUGAAACCAUUGAUUACGACAAUGCCGAUGGUCGGAGGAUUGCAAAUUUUUUUCCUUAACAAUCCAAAUAUUGACUUCAACCUUGUGGGAGUUGCUGACGUGUUAGACAUGCCAGGUUUAAGCGAUUUAUUAAGGCGAAUUAUCGUCGAACAAGUUGCCAACAUGAUGGUACUUCCGAAUAAAUUACCAAUUAGAUUAUCGGAUGAAGUUCCUUCGAACACUUUAAAAUUACCAGAACCGGAAGGUGUUCUGAGAGUUCACGUUGUCGAAGCAAAAGAUUUAAUGAAAAAAGAUAUCGGAAUGCUUGGUAAAGGAAAAUCCGACCCGUAUGCAAUUAUUACUGUUGGUGCCCAAACGUUUAAAACGAAAAUAAUUGAUAAUACGGUUAAUCCCAAAUGGGAUUAUUGGUGCGAGUUCAAGGUGGAGGAUAUAAAUGGGCAAAAAAUUGAUGUCAUUCUACGAGAUCACGAUAAUACAGGAAAAGAUGAAAAUUUGGGAAGAGCCACGUUGGAAAUCAAUCGCGUUGCCAAAAGGGGGCAUCUUGAUACUUGGAUAACAUUAGAACAAGCCAAACAUGGUAUCGUUCAUUUGAGAAUGACGUGGUUCAAAUUGUCAUCAAAUAUCGAAGAUUUAAAAGAAGCUUUGGCAGAAACUCAAACCCUAAGAGUGACUUCAAUGAGUUCCGCACUACUCACGAUAUUCGUCGAUUCCGUUAAAAAUUUACCAAAUGCAAGAAUUCAAUCGAAACCGGAUCCCUACGUGACCAUAACUCUGUGCAAGAGUACAAAAAGUACAAAAGCUCAAUGGAGGACGGAUAAUCCGGUUUUCGAACAGGAUUUUAAUAUGAUUCACAAUCCGGAAGUUGAUACGAUGCACCUUAAAGUGACGGAUAACAAAACGGGAAAAGAAAUCGGAGAAUUGGUUUACAAUUUAAGUCAACUUUUGGAAAAACCCAAAUUGAAAGUCGAUCAUCAACCGUUUCAUUUGAAAAAAAGCGGAGGAGAAACCAAAAUAUUUCUCAGCAUGCAUUUAAAGAUUUUGAAGUUUCAACUUCCUUUGAAAAAAGAACCAUCCUUCGAUGAGAGUACCGGAGUCGAAGGCGAAGAAAUGGAAUCUUCGUCACCGAACGAAAGUUCUUCCGUCGAUUCGUACCUGAAAAAACAAGAUUCGAUUAAGAAAAGACAAGGUUCGAUAAAAUCAAACAAAUCCGACGAAAUGAUUAUGCCGAGCGAUCCACUUCCGGUCGGUUCGAACAGUUCGGAUUUAUUAGAAUCCGAAGGAGAUUUCAUCGUGACGGGAUCGUCGUCUAAAAAUUUCCCCUCGAGAACCGACAGCGUAAGAUCGAAUAGAUCAGGUAUAUCGAAUGUGUCUGAAAAGGGAGAACACGGUCUUGGUAAAAUAUUAUUGACGAUGAGCUACAGCAUGAGUCGACAGAGGUUCGACGUAACCGUUCACAGGAUAUCGGGUUUACCAAUGAACGAUCCGACGAACAUUCCGGAUCCUUACGUGAAACUGUAUUUGUUACCGGAAAGAAACAAAGAUUCUAAGAGAAAAACGGAAGCCAUCAAAGACAAUUGCAAUCCCGUUUACGAACAACAAUUUGAAUACAUAAUAUCACCCGGUGAACUCAGCAACAGGCAACUCGAAGUCUCGGUUGCCACCAGAAAGAAGUUAUUUUCAUCUUCCAGCAAUUGCAUGGGUCAAGUAUUGAUUAACUUGAAUGAAUUAAACCUGAGCGAAACGACAACGGAAUGGUUCGACCUGAUGCCGGAAUUUCACAAAGAUAAAGACGAUUAA
This is a messenger RNA of Pediculus humanus corporis (human body louse), 2379 nucleotides long. RefSeq lists its product as uncharacterized. Gene Ontology annotation, molecular function: lipid binding. The transcript is spliced from 13 exons. The coding region runs from base 1 to 2379 and encodes 792 amino acids. Lineage: Eukaryota; Metazoa; Arthropoda; Insecta; Psocodea; Pediculidae. Gene Ontology annotation, biological process: lipid transport. The record is from RefSeq and is a predicted model, not a curated record.